AUGGAUAAGCUGCGCAGCAUCGCUAACCUGGUGAAUGGACAGUUCGGCUGGCUGCGAUACAUCAACCCCAUCUUUUACGCCUUCGAAAUCCUGGUACCAAAUCCAUGGGCGAACCCCUACCAUAUAGCCAAUAACUUCCAUGGACGCGAGUUUGCAUGCAGCCGAUUCAUCCCGUCGUACGCCGACCUCUCGGGCAACGCCUUCGUUUGCUCUGGCAAAGGAACCGUCGCUGGCAGGAGGACCGUCAGCGGAGAGAACUACAUCGAAGUAGCGUAUACUUAUACCUACAGCCAUGUAUGGCGCAACUUCGGCAUCCUCAUCGGCUUCUUCAUCGGCUUCAUGAUCAUCUACUUCGUCGCCGUCGAGCUUAACUCCUCUACCUCUUCAAGCGCCGAAGUCCUGGUCUUCCGGCGCGGGCAUGUUCCAGGAUACAUGCAGAAAGAGAACGACGAAGAGGCACCUCCGGCUGAGAAGGGCGCUACGCAGGACUCCUCCAGCUCCGGGGAUGACGGAGAUGGCAAGGCCGAUGUCAAUGUCAUUCCGCCGCAGCACGAUAUCUUCACGUGGAAAGAUGUAUCAUACGACAUCGAGAUCAAAGGGGAGCCUCGCCGUCUGCUGGACAACGUAAGCGGUUGGGUUCGUCCUGGCACCCUCACAGCGUUGAUGGGAACUUCCGGCGCUGGUAAGACGACUUUGCUUGAUGUUCUCGCACAACGCACCAGCAUAGGCGUAAUCACCGGUGACAUGUUUGUCAACGGCCAGCCUCUGGACCCUUCCUUCCAGAGGAAGACUGGCUAUGUCCAACAGCAGGACCUCCACCUCGAAACCGCCACAGUCCGCGAGUCUUUGCGCUUCUCGGCCAUGCUCCGCCAGCCGAAGAGCGUCUCCAAGCAGGAGAAAUACGAUUAUGUGGAGGAUGUAAUCAAGAUGCUUGGCAUGGAAGACUUCGCGGAAGCCGUUGUUGGCGUGCCCGGUGAGGGCUUGAACGUCGAGCAACGCAAGCUCCUGACUAUCGGCGUCGAACUCGCCGCCAAACCGAAGCUCCUGCUCUUCUUGGACGAACCUACUUCCGGUCUCGACAGCCAGUCUUCCUGGUCCAUCGUCUCGUUCUUGCGCAAGCUGGCUGACCAAGGCCAAGCUGUGCUCUGUACCAUACAUCAACCCUCGGCGAUACUCUUCGAAGAGUUUGACAGGCUUCUUUUCCUCCGCAAGGGUGGCCAGACGGUGUACUAUGGAGACAUCGGCGAGAACUCUCGAACCCUUUUGGACUACUUUGAGAACCAGGGAGCUCCUCAUUGUGAGGACGAUCAGAACCCAGCCGAAUGGAUGCUCGAGGUUGUGACCGGAGAGAAGGACUGGGCCAAUGUGUGGAAGAACAGUGAGGAGUGCAAGUCAGUAUACCAGGAGAUCGACAAAAUCCACCAGGAGAGAGCCGACGCCGCCGCCCAGUCGGAAGAGGAAGAAGACGAGAGCAUGCACGCAGAGUUCGCCAUGCCCUUCACGCAACAGCUCAUCGAGGUCACGUACCGCGCCUUCCAACAGUACUGGAGAAUUCCUAGUUACAUCCUUUCGAAGAUGGUACUAAGCGCAGCAAGCGGGCUGUUCAUCGGUUUCAGCUUCUACAAUGCCAACACCAGCCAGCAGGGGAUGCAGAACGUGCUUUACUCUAUGUUCAUGAUCACCACCAUCUUCUCAACCAUCGUGCAGCAGAUCAUGCCGCAAUUUGUCACCAACCGCUCGCUCUACGAAGUCCGCGAACGCCCGUCCAAAGCCUACAGCUGGAAGGCGUUCCUCUGCGCCAACAUCGUCGUCGAGCUGCCUUAUCAGGUCCUGAUGGGCGUACUAACGUUCGCCACCUUCAUGUACGUCAAACCAAUCGUUGGAAGGGUUCUCCAGAUCUCUUUGGAGAUGAACGGGCUGCUGAACCUCCCCUCCCUUCUCGCUUCCGCAGAAUGGGCUAACGAUCUCAGGUAUCCCGUGGUCGGCAUCCAAAGUUCAGAGAGGCAGGUGCUGGUCCUACUCCUCUCCAUCGUCCUGUUCAUCUACGCCUCGACCUUCGCCCAUCUCUGCAUUGUGGCCUUGCCGGACGCGCAGACAGCUGGAGCUAUUGUCACGAUUCUGUUCUCGAUGACUCUGAUCUUCAACGGAGUGAUGCAGGCUCCAGAUGGGAUCGGCGGCAUGUCGAGCGCAAUGCUGGGCGGGCGAGCCGUCGAAUGCGCCAACGACGAAAUCUCCGCCUUCCCACCACCUCCUGGCCAAACCUGCGGAGAGUACCUCGCCCCAUACCUGCGACAAGCCGGCGGCAACCUCCAAAACCCCGGAUCCACGACCGAAUGUCGCUACUGCGCAUUGACGAACGCCGACCAGUUCCUCGCCUCCGUGAACAUAAGCUACAGCGAGAGAUGGAGGGACUUCGGGCUGAUGUGGGUGUAUGUGUUCUUUAACAUUGGAGUGGCGAUCGUGCUGUAUUGGGCUUUUAGAGUGAGGAAGAGCAGUGGGAGUGGUGGGAUUGGGGGUAGGGUGAAGGAGGCUUUGGGGAAGGUGAGGAAUGCGUUCAAGGCGAGUGGGAAGACUAACAAGAAGAAUGCUGCCGUGGUCUGA
Saxophila tyrrhenica is the source of this 2601-nucleotide messenger RNA. RefSeq lists its product as uncharacterized. The coding region runs from base 1 to 2601 and encodes 866 amino acids. The record is from RefSeq and is a predicted model, not a curated record. Gene Ontology annotation, molecular function: ATP hydrolysis activity; ABC-type transporter activity; ATP binding. The transcript is spliced from 10 exons. Gene Ontology annotation, biological process: transmembrane transport. Lineage: Eukaryota; Fungi; Ascomycota; Dothideomycetes; Mycosphaerellales; Extremaceae. Gene Ontology annotation, cellular component: membrane.